CUCGUAUUUUCGUUAGCCGCAUGAUCAGGGCGCUUUAUCGGCGCCUGCCCCCACCGUCGUGCGCUGCCCACACACGGUGCCAUCCGUGCGCUGCCCUCGACGCCGCCGCCGCGCCGCACGGAGACCUCGAAGCUGCCCCAAGGAGCUUAGCCCAUCGCACAGCGGUCCCACCGUCGCGCCGACUCGCGGCUGCCCCGGGGACCAUGACCUCGCUCCAGACGACCCAGGCCUACCAGGUGACCUACGACUAUGGGAAGGAGGGCGCUUUGGUGGACGCGCUGCUGGGCGGCGACGUCCCCGAGCGACGCACGCCGCGCAAGGCGAAUCAAGCGCAGGUCGCGGCGUUACCGGAUGACGACGACGACGGGUCGUUCGGGGAGUCGGACGACGACGAGGCCGAGCAGCGACUACAAACAAUCCAGCAGAAGGUCUUCUCGCCCGAAAAGGCGCCGUCGCCGGUUCCGGAGCCUUCACCAGUCCAAGAGCCGGACAUCCCGGACGAGCUCCGGCAGAAGCGCCAGCAAGUAAAGAACUACCAGGUCAUGCUCGAGGCCUUAGCGCCCGUGCCCGGCGUAAAUCCGGAAACGAUCUACGCGGGCAUUAAUGGAGCGGAGGUCGAUGUGAGGGACGCGAAGAUCAUCCAGCUCGCGAAGAAGGCCCGGAAUUAUACCGUAGCUUUGGCGUCGGAGCGCGAGAAGAACCGGAAGCUUGCGCUGGACUUCGAGCGGCUGAAGAUCGACGCGACGGCCCUCGCGAAGGAGCUCAAGGCGCGCGGGCCGCUCGACCCCGACGCGGCGCGCUACCCGUUCCAGGAGAACCAGGCGCCCGCCAAGGAGGCGCCCGUGACGAAGGCCUCGCAGCGCGAGCGCCGCGCCGAGAAGCGGUCCGCGGAGUUGAGGCAUAAGCUCGAGACGGAGCGCGCGGAGACCGAUAAAUUAAGACGCGCGUUGGUAAGGGAGGUCGGCGACAAGCUCGAGGACGCGCUGGCGAAUGAGGGCGAGGGCUGGAAGGGCCGCGCGCAGCAGAUCGUCAUGCUGAAGAAUAAAGUCAGACGCUUGGAACGGGAGGUCUCGGAGUCGGGCGUGCGGAAGCGGCCGCCGCGUAGAGAUGUGGACGCCGUCGCUCAGAGAGAACUAGAAGAAGCGCGCAAGGAGCGGGAACGGGAGAUCCAGGAGGUCUUCGAGCAGAAGGAGUCGCUGCAGCGCGAGGUCGUCAAGGUCAGGGAGACGCUCCAGGCGUCGCAGGCCCGCGUCGUCGCGCAGACGCAGGAAGUCCAGCGGAAUAAAGACCACAUCAAGAGCCUGCUGGAGAAGGGCGACGGCGACGACGAGCUCGUGGACGCGUUAAGGAGGGAGGUCGCGGCGCUGAAGGACGGCUUGAGGGAGCGCGACGCGAGGAUCAAAGUACUUGAGCGGGAGAAGAGCACGGUCCGCGUCGCCCGCGGCGGCAAGACGACGCAGCAGAGCGGCACGCAGCAGGACGUGGCGAGGCUCGAGCGCGACAACGCGCGGCUCCAGAAGCAGGUCGAGCACCAGGCCAAACAAUUAAAAAAGAGACGCCAGCCGGACAAGGCGCCGGUCUACGCCGGGCCCGAGCCCGUCAUUAAACCUGCGACGCCGCCGCGCGCCGCGCGGCCCGCGACGCCUCCCCAAGAGCUGUCCUUCGCCGAGCGGUGGGCCGGCGCGGGCGACGACGCCGAUAUGCGCCGGCCGGGCGGCAGCCCGCCGCCGCAGCCCCUCCUUCCGCGGGACGACGACGCGGCCGGCGUCUUCUCGCCGUCGCGGACGCUGCCCGCGCGGCCGUCCGGCGUCGACCGCGGGCCCCAGUCUUCUCUGGACGCGCCGCGGGGCCGGCGGCCGGCACCGCGAAACGACGACGGCGCCGGCAUCUUCUCGCCGAGCCGCCUGCCGCCGCAGCCGGACGUCGCGCAGCAGGCCGAGCGGGCCGCGUUCGAGGAGCUCCGGGCCGAGCGACGGCGGGAAGCGACGCUCAGAAGGCUCGUGGACGCCGAGGCGAAUGCCCAGGCGCAGCGGGAGGAGGAGGAGCGGCUCUGGCGCGCCGACGCCGCGCGCCGGCCCGCGACGCCCGAGGGCUGGACGCCGCCCGUGGACGGGGGCGAGUCGGACGGGUGGUCGGACUAACUAUACUUUCUGGUUAUUUUCAUCGAUCGAUCGGUCGGGUUAGAGGUCGGCGGCGCUGGCGGCGGACCGGGGGUAGAGUACAGCAGUGGGUCGGCGAAGGGGGUGUCGUCGCCGCGGGGUUAAACUACCGAGGCAGUCCCGCGGCGGACCGGGC
Pelagomonas calceolata is the source of this 2295-nucleotide messenger RNA. NCBI's taxonomy places the organism in Eukaryota, Pelagophyceae, Pelagomonadales, Pelagomonadaceae. The record is from the annotation of a GenBank genome assembly.